Molecule: messenger RNA, 2255 nt
Organism: Anguilla rostrata (American eel)
Lineage: Eukaryota; Metazoa; Chordata; Actinopteri; Anguilliformes; Anguillidae
Gene: ghrhrl
Product: growth hormone releasing hormone receptor, like
Exons: 13
Coding region: 285-1412 (375 amino acids)
Biological process (GO): adenylate cyclase-activating G protein-coupled receptor signaling pathway; cell surface receptor signaling pathway; positive regulation of cell population proliferation
Cellular component (GO): plasma membrane
Molecular function (GO): peptide hormone binding; vasoactive intestinal polypeptide receptor activity; G protein-coupled peptide receptor activity
Source: RefSeq, a predicted model, not a curated record
UGUUGAAUGAUUUGGCUACUUGUGUGCGGGAUUAGCGUCACUUUAUGAUCAUUUGGUUUAAUUUGGUGCGGGAGGAUUUCUUCUAAUUAAACACCUUUUAGUUACAGUAUCACGUUAAAAUAUCGAAGAGUGCAUGACUGAACGUGCAAGUUAGACUUCUGCUGCCCACCAUCUUCCAAGAAUUGGGAAAACGCGGGAAAGGCAGAACACUCCAGCAGGUCUGGUCAGGUCUGCAUCCGGAGUGUGAAUACAUCUUCCAUCUGGAGAAAGAGAAGCGACGGUGUAUGAGGGAGAUAUGGAGGCAUGAGAAUGUCAGCACUGCAGGUUGCCCCCCACUGUGGGACUCCGUCGCAUGCUGGCCGAGCGCCGUGAUUGGCCAGAUCGUCCACACUCCCUGCCCCCUGGUCUUCUCCUAUUUCCACAACAGCACAGGGGCAGUGAGCCGAAACUGCACGGAGGCUGGCUGGUCCGGGCCACACCCUCCUUAUUACAUCGCCUGCAGCGUGGAGGACCAGAUCCCAGAGGAGUCCUACUUCACCACAGUGAAGAGGAUUUACACGGUGGGGUACAGCACCUCCCUGGUGGCGCUUGUCAUAGCCGUGGCCAUCCUGCUGCGUUUCAGGAGGCUCCGUUGUGCUCGUAAUCACAUACACGUCCAGCUCUUCCUCUCCUUCAUCCUGAAGGCUGUAGCCGUGCUCAUAAAGGAUGCUGCCCUUUUCGCCAGCGAUGACAUCGACCACUGCACGCUUUCAACAGUCGCGUGCAAGGCCUCGGUGGUGUUCUGCCACUACUGCGUCAUGACCAACUUCUUCUGGCUCCUGGUGGAGGGGCUGUACCUCAACACCCUCCUGCUCUCCUCCCUCCACCACUUCCUGUGCUCGUUCGUCCUGCUGGGCUGGGGGGUUCCUGUAGUUUUCACCAUCCUGUGGAUUGUGACCAGGGUUUAUUUUGAAGACACAGAGUGUUGGGACGUUAAUGAAGACUCUCCAUAUUGGUGGAUCAUAAAAGGACCCAUCGUUGUGUCUAUUGGGGUAAACUUUGUCCUGUUCCUGAACAUAAUCAGAAUCCUGGGACAGAAACUGAACCCACGUCUGAUUCACUUCAACAACUCUUCACACUACAGGCGAUUGGCCAGGGCCACUCUUCUGCUGAUUCCGCUGUUCGGGACGCACUACAUGGUGUUCAGCUUCCUGCCGGACCACGUGCAGGUGGACGUGCGGCUCUACGUCGAGCUCUGCUUCGGGUCCUUCCAGGGCCUUAUCGUGGCAGUGCUGUACUGCUUUCUCAACAAGGAGGUCCAGACGGAGGUCCGGAUGAGGUGUCUGCGGUGGCAGGAGAGCAGCUACGGGGCGGUGACACCAGGAGCCAAGGGGAGUCAGAUGGACACACCCCAAAUGGACACACCCUUCUAAGACAAUCCCCCCCCCUCCAAAAAAAAAAAAUAUAUAUUGAAAUGGUGUAUUUAAAUUUAACCGUGCAAUCCAUCAAAUGAAUUGAUCAAGCUUCUUAAUGACAAUUAACCGUUAAUCGAUUAACCGUUAGUUAACAUGCCUAAUACAGAGAUGAAGAGGGUGGUGACAUGUAGGCAGGCAGACAGGCGCUCUGUGUAAAGAGCCUUCAGCCUGGAAUCGCGUAAGAAUCGUUUUGCUGUGGCCCAAUCUGUGAGCGCUGAUGUGUAGGUUUAUUAAUUGACCAGCCCUGGUCAGUGGUCUCCUUGCAUCCCAUAAUAAUCGAGCAAUGUGGUGUUGCCGACCUGGGGCUGGUCUCUACACCUCUCUCAUGUGUGGGACCCAGAGUUGCUAAGAGUUUCCCCUCUGCCUGCACAUCAACGGUGUGCCCACCAGGGGGCAGUCUCUGCUCGGUGUGAUGCUGUUGAAGAUCUGCUCCGAUUGCCAUCUUCCUCACCCUGUGAGUCACCGCAGUAUUCAUUCAUGUCCAUGGUCAGAAAAUGCACUCGCAAACUGCACUGGGCAGAGUCUUUUUUUCUUCUUCUUGUUUUUUUGAUGAAAAAUUAUAACUGGUAUGUCACAUGCAGUGGUCAACCAUAUGUACAGCAAGUGCACAGUGCACAGUUAUGACAAAUAAUUGAUUAUGGUUAUAUUUGUAAUAAUCUCAUAAAGUGACAGUUAUUAGUCAUGUGUCUGAUGCCCUUGUUUGACAGUGUUAUGUCUGAAAUUGAUUAUUGCAUGCAUAUAUUUAUAUAUUAUAUAUGGAUGUGCUAUGAGCAGAAUCAUGUGAUAAAUGUCGUAAACUCA